This is a messenger RNA of Colletotrichum truncatum, 2091 nucleotides long. NCBI's taxonomy places the organism in Eukaryota, Fungi, Ascomycota, Sordariomycetes, Glomerellales, Glomerellaceae. The record is from RefSeq and is a predicted model, not a curated record.
AUGGUUCGAGCGAUUGCCAGUCGUCCGGCGCUGGGAAGUUUUCCUUCAACCGAUUACGCAGACCUCUUGAAGACAGGCAUCCUCAAGGCCGCACCAAAGGGGCUCAACCAGGUCUUCACGGCGACAACCGGUUCGGAUGCCAACGAAACAGCGUACAAAGCAGCAUGCAUAUGGAAAGGAACCCUUGAGCGUGGCGGUGCGGAAUUCAGUGCCGCCGAGAUUGAAUCAGUCAUGUUGAACCAAGCACCCGGAGCAAAGAAGUACUCGAUCAUGUCGUUCGAGAAGGGCUUCCAUGGCCGCCUCUUUGGCAGCUUGUCGACCACCCGAAGCAAGCCUAUCCACAAACUGGAUGUACCGGCGUUCGAUUGGCCUGUCGCGCCAUUUCCUCAGCUGAAAUAUCCCUUGGAACAGUUUGCCGCUGAAAAUGCCGCAGAGGAGAAGCGGUGUCUUCAGGAAACGGAGCGCCUCUUGGACGAGGCAAAGCAGACGGUUGCAGCUAUAGUGGUCGAGCCUAUUCAGUCGGAAGGCGGCGAUAACCAUGCUUCACCAGCCUUCUUCCGCGGUCUCAGAGAACUGACCAAGCGUAAGGGUGUCCUGAUGAUCGUCGAUGAAGUCCAAACGGGCGUGGGAGCCACUGGUAAGUUUUGGGCACAUGAGCACUGGGACUUGCCGUCACCCCCGGAUAUGGUAACCUUCUCCAAGAAGGCCCAGGCUGCGGGCUUCUACUUUGGCGAUGCAAGCUUGAGACCGGAUAAGCCCUACCGCCAGUUCAACACAUGGAUGGGUGACCCUGUCCGGGCGUUGCUAUUCAAGGCCAUCUACGGAGAAAUCGAGAAGCAUGGUCUUGUCGAGCAGACGGCCAAGAUCGGAGGGCACCUAUUUUCCGAGUUGGAAAGUUUGUCGCUCAAGUACCCGCGGCACGUUCAGAACCUCCGGGGCAAGGAUCGUGGAACAUUCAUCGCCUGGGACUGCCCGCGAAGGGACGAAGUGCUGGCGCUUGCAAAGAGUCAUGGCGUCAACAUGGGCGGUAGCGGCGAUUCUGCGAUUCGGCUGCGGCCAAUGCUCAUUUUCCAGAAGAAGCAUGGUUACAUCGGCGGUACUGUUCUGUCACUGCUGUCGAAGUCGCACCCUGAAUAUGCCAUCAGAGCACUCGUACGCGACAGCGCGAAAGGAAAGCUCAUUACUGGCACUUUCAAGAAUGUGGAAGUAGUCGCUGGAGACCUCGACAAUGACACUGUUUUGUCCCACGAAGUUUCCAAUGCCGAUGUUGUUCUUCAUUUGGCUUCCACCAGCCACCUGAAGAGCGUCGAGACAAUUCACAAAGCGCUUUCUUCAAGAGCGGACCAGAAGCCAUCCCACUGGAUCCAGGUUUCCGGUGCUAGUGUUCUAGCUGCCGCAGAACUCGCCGACAAGAACCGUACCCCUGGUGAUGGAAGCGAUCUCGUAUUCAACGAUCUCACUGGGAUUGCCGAAAUCCGUUCCAUCAUCCAGCGUCAUCCGAGCCGCGCCGUCGAUAACUACAUCCUCAAGGUCGCCGCCGAUGAACCGAAAAUCAACACGGCACUCGUUUUCCCUCCCAUCAUCUACGGCAAGGGCCUCGGUCCUGCCAACACCCGCAGCGUGCAGAUCCCUGCGCUGGUCGAGGCAACAUUAAAACGCAAGCGUGGUGUGCAGGUCGGCAAAGGAUUGAGCCGAUGGGGCAAUGUGCACGUUGAGGAUGUGAGCCAACUGUUUGCCAAGCUGGUUGAGAAGGCGGUUGAGGGGAAGAGUAAUGCGCAGGUUUGGAACGAGAACGGAUUGUACCUCACGGGUGUCGGAGAGAUUUCCUUUGGAGAGAUUUCCAAGCUUGUUGCUACUGCCGCCUCAAAGAAGGGACUCAUUCCUUCUGAUGAGGUCGAAGUACUUGGUCCGGAGGAAGCAAACACCGUACUUCCUCAUGGAGCGGUGCUCUUUGGAACAAAUGCUCGCAGUGAGGCACUGAGAGGAAAGGAAGUAGUUGGCUGGGCGCCGGCAGGGGAGAGUCUGCAGGAUGAGAUUCCGAAAGCCGUGGAACGUGAGGUAGAGAAAGAGACGCAGCAUAGCGAACUUUGA